Boleophthalmus pectinirostris (great blue-spotted mudskipper) is the source of this 4353-nucleotide messenger RNA. It is a transcript of the gene bahd1, whose product is annotated as bromo adjacent homology domain containing 1. The transcript is spliced from 7 exons. NCBI's taxonomy places the organism in Eukaryota, Metazoa, Chordata, Actinopteri, Gobiiformes, Gobiidae. The record is from RefSeq and is a predicted model, not a curated record. Bases 548 to 2767 code for a protein of 739 amino acids. Gene Ontology annotation, molecular function: chromatin binding.
AUGAGGCAAUACCUGCUAUUCUGAACGUUAUCUUAUAAAUUAAUGCUACACCUUUUGAGCUUUCUAGGGCACGGGACAGGGGCAUAUCGUAAACGCUGUGUCAUGGCCCUUUAAGAUACGCCAUGUUUGCGCUCUUUGGUGCGUCACCGUAGAAGAGGAUGAUGCUGUUAUGUAAAGCGCGCUGACAGAGCUGAACUUCACCCGAGUUACUGAUGUGCGUCCCACGAAGAGGUUUAUUAGCUGCUUUUAGAGCUUGAAGUGUUGCUUGUUGGGGAGUAGGGAAUGUGGACAUCGCGUGCGCACGGACCAGCGGCGCUGUUCAGUUCGGACUAUCGACGUCUCACCAUGAGUUCUCCGCUCCCAGUCCCCCUCGUGCUGUACAGGAAGCGUACACCUGACUCUUUCCCGAUCCUUCUAGAAGAGAUCCCACGUUUCUGGUUGAUUGAAUAGGGAGUUGGAUCCUCAGACACAACAGGAACAUGCUGAAGUCUGCAUUCUUUUAAGAAGCCCCCAUCUGAGCUCCAAGCUUGUUCUCCAGUGGGUGAACAUGAAGGCUCAGGGCAACUCCAUGGUCAAAUAUAGCAAGGUCAAGGACAAGAAAUGCAAGGAAAAGACUUCGGUGGCUCGAAGGAUAAAGGAGAAUAAGCUGGAGAGAAGAAGAAACACAAAUGUGAGCAGACACCGGAGGAAGGCCCUAAAAGUGAACCGCAAAGAUGCAUUAGACUGCUGUGUCCUGCUCACACGGCUGGAUGUGGGAGAUGUCAAGAAUUCACCAAAAAAUAUGAGUGGAAAAGUGAAACAAAGAAAUAAAUGUGAUCAACCCAGACUAAAGCAUAGGCCCACCCAAAAAGCAGAGGAACCAAAAAUGAAAAACUCCCAUGCUUUUUUGAGGUUGUCACCAGAACCUCGCAGGCGAAGAAUGGCCUCUCUGAAUGCUGAGGCUGUUAACUCUCUACUGCUGUUCCGGGAUGAUCCACUGAGCUCUAGAAAAACACAGCUGCCUAAAGACAAUCAUAAUGAACAUGAGCCCAAAGCCCACAAACCCAAACGGAAAGCAACACAAACACAGCAAGAUGUGGGUUGUAAAAAUGCAUCAGUCACACAGGACCAGAGCAUUGACUGGCUAAGUAUAUUUGCACCUACACCUCGGCGACAGGCUGGCCUCACUGCUGCGACACUCCUCAAACUCACCAGUGCUCAGUACACAAACAAGAGGCAGAAGAAGAGGGAGGUCACACAUGACGCUGAGAGCACCACUCAGUGUGACGCUCAGAGAAAAUGCGACCACAAAAUAUGGACCCAACACACAAGGCAGAAGAAGAUCAGGGGUAAGAGAAGGCUACAGGGUUGCUCUGGGUCUUCUGCUCAGGCUGUGACACCUGAGCUAAAAGACUGUGCUAAAGCUCCACUGCAGCAUCCUCCCGCUCCCAGCUUCUCUCCGCAGGUGAAAGAGGAGCAGGUGGAGAACCAGGUAUCGUCCUGCUACUGCUGCACUCAAGAGAAGUGUGUCCAGUACUGCCAUCGCCUCUCCCUCUUCCUGCGGGACAAAUCCUUUCAAGGACAGGACAGUGUGUUCCACCAUCACCACCAUCACCACCACCUCCCUGCCCUCGGCACACACUCAUACACCUGUUUCCCUGGAUAUUACUUUCACUUGUGCCACCCCUCUGACACGUCACAGGAGCAUGUGUACCCCAGCAGCAGAAAGGGGACCAAGCUGCUAGGGACCCAGAGCUCAGGGGCCUCAGGGAUCUCUCACCCAGUCUACUGCUGCACCUCUGUGGAGCCCUGCUUUGACCCGUGUACAGUCAGUAGUUACCGGUCGUACUCCAGUAUGAUUCCAGCCAUCUGCCACAUGGGCUGUACCACAUGCAACCACACUGUAAAGAAAGAAGAAUACCCACCAGCAGUCAGUGGCCUGCACAGUCCCCCAUCGCUCCCCAUGUGUCCUAGUCCCAGAGUUCUCACUGGCUGCCCCAUUUCUCCAGUGCCUCCAGCCGGACAAUCAGUACACACUCCAGCCAAGCCCUCCGAGCCAAGCCAGCCCGCUGCCCCUUUGCGUCACAACUUUGCACAGAGUACCAUGGCCUCCAGAGCCUCCCAGGUGGACUCAGUGGUCAUCAGGAAUAGAAAGCACACACCCAGUGCCAGUGGGGUGCGCUCUAUCGUCAACAAGUGGCGCCAUAAAAGCACCAAUGGAUGGCGGCCCGUGGGUCUGCCCUUUCAGAGGGAGGUGUUCACUGUGGGUGAGGAGACUCCUGUGCUGAGGACUUGUUUCGAGGCAGUGCAGCGAGACGGAGAUGUAAUCCAGGUCCGAGACACAGUCCUUCUCAAGUCUGGACCAAGGAAGAAGAGUCUGCCUUAUGUGGCCAAGGUGUCUGCACUGUGGGAGGAUCCAGACUCAGGAGAGCUGAUGAUGAGUUUGUUUUGGUACUACCGCCCAGAACACACACAAGGAGGACGCAAGCCUAAUGUUCACUGUGAGAAUGAGGUGUUUGCAUCCCGACACCAGGAUGUGAACAGUGUGGCCUGUAUCGAAGACAAAUGCUACGUUCUUACAUUGGCACAGUAUUGUCGGUUUCGUGCCUUGUUGAAGCGGCAGCAGGAGGGUGUUGGCUGCAGUGCUGCCUCUGUGGUACCCCCUGCUCUGGAGCAUGGCUUGCCCACAUACCACUGCGUACCCCCUGAUAUGGAUCCCCACCUGGUCUUCUUCUGCAGGCAUGUCUAUGACUUCCGCUACGGUCGCCUGCUCAAGAACCUUCACUAGUCACAUGAUCCCUACUUGAGUUUUUCAUCCAGUGGCACAUACCAUCUCUGUUCACCAGUACCAAUAGGAAACCCACUUCCCAACUUAUGAACCCUUAUUGGUUCUGCUCUGUUUGAAAUCACAAUGUUGAGAAACAGAGUUGGUACAGGGCCAGUGAGCUGAUGCCUGUAUCGGGUGAAUGUCAAAGGGCAGGGGUUGAUUUCUCACGAGAGGAAGUAUAUAAAAUGUCACUGUAGCUGCUUUCUGUGAGGGAGUAAAGGAAAAAGAAUAUAUCAAAGAAAUGCAGAAAAACAGGAAUCAGUUUGAUUCAUAUAUAAAAUCAAAAGAAUGAAAUGUAUCUUUUAAUAGUCCUCACUUCAAAUGAGCACCUUCUUUCACCAUUGAUCACAUUCUCAACGUCUUACCGCAGCAGGUCCAUCUGAACUCUGAACAUUCUUAACCUAGAUGUGGCUUUACAUUGCACCUUCUGGACCAUAUUUUUUCCUGCCACAUCGCUUUAGUCAUGUUUAUUCUUGUAUCUCCUUAUGACUCAUGUAUGUGGCGCUCUUUCUCUCGCUCUCUUGUUUUUCAAAAAAAUCAUGUCCAUUUCUUUCUGUUAAAAUUAUUUAUUGCUGUAACAACAAAAGUAGUUUACCACCAAUGGGUAAAACAACACAUUUACUUUUUGACCAAUUUUGCCCUCUUCUCAUCCCUUUUACAAAGCUUUGUGCCCUUGAUAAUGCUGCCUUAUACCCAUACCCCAGCCUUUCUAUGUAUAGGAGAACACCAUAUGUGAUUCCUAAUUCUUUUGAACUCCCAUCACAUAACAAUACAGACCUGUGUCCAUAAAGUCUCCCUCUGACAUUAAGCCAUACUGAAGUUUUUUGUACAUUUACAAAUAUAUUACAAAAUGUAACAAAAAUUAUGUUUAGGAUAGAUAAAAUAGGUUACACUAAGGAUAAAAAUUACCUUUUCUAACCAGUUUUUGCUCUCAGAGACAAACUGCUUAUCAUCUUUGAUUACAUCCACAAAUGUCUCUGGUCUUCCUCGUCUACUUCCUGGCAUCUCCAAUCUCAACAUGUCCUUCCCAUAUUUUUCCUGUUUCACAUCUGUAUGUUUUAUAUAUAUAUACGUCUGCAAACAGCAUCAUUCGUGGCUCUUAAACUUGUCCUGCAAUACAUUUUUUACUAAGUCUGUAUUAUCCAAAUGUGGGAAAUUUUUAGGCUCUGCUAUCUAUGUUUGGAUUGUAUUUUCACAGUUGCACAGACAUUUCAAUUAUUGCAAUAGACUGGGAGGUCUUGAAUAAUUUUGAUACAUUGGCUGUUUGUUGGAUGCUGGAUGUAGUGUAUGGGGAUGUUCAGGUUUAUAUUCACUUUUGCUUAGACAACUCGGCAGGUGUUGAAUUGUGAGUUCUUGUGUCCUCACUGAAAUGGACUGUUGUGACAGUUGAUUCCACUCUCUCUUAACUGUAGGUUAUUGUAACUACUGCACAGAUUAUUUGUAUGAAUUUAAAAGGACCUCUGUAUUAUAAGAACAAAUAUUUAUAUGUAAUAAAUUAUUUAUCAAGUUAAGUGUCUUGCUGUGCAGCAUUACACUUAUCCACCAGA